Messenger RNA from Fragaria vesca subsp. vesca, 1467 nucleotides. RefSeq lists its product as uncharacterized. The transcript is spliced from 5 exons. The coding region runs from base 1 to 1467 and encodes 488 amino acids. Gene Ontology annotation, cellular component: nucleus. Gene Ontology annotation, biological process: regulation of DNA-templated transcription. Lineage: Eukaryota; Viridiplantae; Streptophyta; Magnoliopsida; Rosales; Rosaceae. The record is from RefSeq and is a predicted model, not a curated record.
AUGAUGAUGAACAUGACUCAGACCCAGAACAAGUCUCAGUAUGAGCUUUCCAGAGAUGAAAGAAUCAAAGCAAACCUUGAACGAAUGCAAAAGCUCGGCCUUGCUGACAUCUCACUUGAGCUCAAGUUUCAGUUUCAGGCCAAAAAGGGCCCCAAAAGGAGCUACUCGAAAACGACGUCGUCUUCUGGAGCAUCUCCUAUUCGGAAACCAGGCCCCGUUCGCCGAUCUUCUAGAUUGCAGAAUUCAAGUCCGGUGAGCAACACGGAGGCGCCUGUGGGCAAGAAGGAUGAGGGUAUGAAAAUGGGUAGUAUUAUGCUGGAGGGUGCAAAACCGGAGAUUUACACAGAAGAGCAUGAAAAGCUGUUGGGUCACACUGAAAAGAGCUGGACUCUUUUUGAGGACGGUUAUGGGAAAGAUGGAAAGCGAAUUUAUGAUCCUGUUAGAGGAAAGACUUGUCAUCAGUGCAGACAGAAGACUCUGGGAUAUCGUACUCAAUGCAGCCAAUGCAAUAAGAUCCAUGGCCAGUUCUGUGGUGACUGUUUGUACAUGAGAUAUGGGGAGAAUGUACUUGAGGCCAUUGAGAAUCCAAAGUGGAUUUGCCCCGUAUGUCGUGGAAUUUGCAACUGUAGUUUCUGUCGGACAGCAAAAGGAUGGCCUCCCACUGGCGUUCUCUACAGGAAGAUAGUACAACUAGGCUUCAAAUCAGUUGCACACUAUCUCAUUCAAACCCGACAUGCAGAGACAAGUUUAGUGCAAACUCCAGAGACACCUGAGCAAGUUUCUGCAAGAAGGUCCCUUCCCGUCCCAGAUAUGGAUGAAGAAAAUCUCAAGGCUGAUUAUAAUGACCUUGGUCCGUUAACACGUCUGGGUGAACAGAAAGGAGACAAUGAGUUUAAGAGUGAAAAAGAUGAUGAAAAGCAGAAUAAUGCAGAUCUAGACAUCAAUAACCAAACUUCUGCAAAGAGGACAUUGUCAUUACCAGAGAUUGACCACAUGGUUGGUGACCCCCUUGAAUUGCCAAAGUUUCAAUCUGAGAGCAGCACCAAUAAUCAUAAAGAAGACGAAGAGAUUAAAAUGGAUUGUGUGGAUAUGAAACUUGGUGAUAGUACCAACGGAUUAGAAACUACUUCAAUGUCCAAAAAGAAGCGGGCUCGGAAUUAUGAACCAAGUGCUGAUAGUAUUGGUGGAAGAUUAAGGCGGAGACGUCAGAAAGAAGCUGAGCAUGAUGAUGAUGCUUCGAAGGCAAAAGAGAAAAUUCCAGAUGGUGAGCAGGAUGCAAACAAAAUCUUGUCAGAGAAGGAAGUCAAAAAAGAAAUCUGUGUGCUGUUUACUGAUAACAAAGAUGUCGGUGAUAGCUGUACUGUAUUGAGAGGAAGUUCAAAGCUCAGGAAGAAGCGCAUUGUCGUGGCUGAACCAAGUGCAGACAGUAUUGCUGGAAGACUGAGGCAGAGGCGUAAGGGGAAUUAA